AUGACACAAAAAGGUGAUAUUCCAGAGGAAAACGUUCUUGUCUCUUCAGGAGAAAUGGUACUAAUGCAUACGACGAAAACGGAAGUUAAAGGUGCAAAAAAUGACCGACACAGAGUCGUGAGAAUGCUCUUAGACUCUGGUUCUCAGAGAUCAUAUGUUUCGGAGGCUUUAGCUCGAAAUUUAAACCUAAAACAAGAAGGGAAAGAGGAAAUCAAUGUUAUGAGGUUUGGUAGUGAUAAAUCCAAAGUUGUGAAAACAAAGAUAUCUACAAUGGAACUUAAGUUAAAAACGGGUGAUUAUAUGACAAUAUCGGUGAAUAUUGUGACUGUGAUCAGUGGAAAUAUUCAAAGGCAACCCAUGAAAGGGCUAUCCGAAAAUGCCAAUCAUUUGUUGAAAUCAGUGGAUUUGGCAGAUGACAUUGCCGAAGAUAGUGAAUUGUGCCAAAUUGAUCUACUCAUCGGUAAUGAUUACUACUUGGACAUUGUGCUUAGUCAAAAACUUGAAGUUCAACCAGGAUUAUAUUUACUUAGUUCCAAAUUUGGUUGGAUGCUUACCGGACGUACACAGGAAGGUGUCCAUGACAGAAAUGACGUCAACAUGUUAAUUAUGACGUAUGGUACAAAGUUUAAUGAAAUCACCGCAUUCGUUUCCACCGAUGAUUGUUUACCGAAAGUACAAGAUUUAGAAGAUUUCUGGAAAAUCGAAUCCAUCGGAAUCAAUGAUUGUCCAACGCUUUCUAGUGACGAAAAAGCAAUGUCAGCAUUCAAAAAUACGCUUCAGUUCUCUGAUGGAGUUAUCAAGUCAAAUGGCCCUGGAAGGACGAAUCACAAGAUCUACCAAUAA
Messenger RNA from Mya arenaria, 843 nucleotides. RefSeq lists its product as uncharacterized. Lineage: Eukaryota; Metazoa; Mollusca; Bivalvia; Myida; Myidae. The transcript has a single exon. The record is from RefSeq and is a predicted model, not a curated record. The coding region runs from base 1 to 843 and encodes 280 amino acids. Gene Ontology annotation, molecular function: aspartic-type endopeptidase activity. Gene Ontology annotation, biological process: proteolysis.